Echinops telfairi (small Madagascar hedgehog) is the source of this 2436-nucleotide messenger RNA. RefSeq names its product neuroglobin (gene NGB). The record is from RefSeq and is a predicted model, not a curated record. The transcript is spliced from 4 exons. Gene Ontology annotation, molecular function: heme binding; oxygen binding. Lineage: Eukaryota; Metazoa; Chordata; Mammalia; Afrosoricida; Tenrecidae. Bases 1 to 456 code for a protein of 151 amino acids.
AUGCAGCGCCCGGAGCCCGAGCUGAUCCGGCAGAGCUGGCGCGUGGUGAGCCGCAGCCCCGUGGAGCACGGCACCGUCCUGUUCGCCAGGCUGUUUGACCUGGAGCCAGACCUGCUGCCCCUCUUCCAGUACAACUGCCGCCAGUUCGCCAGCGUGGAGGACUGCCUCUCCUCCCCAGAGUUCCUGGACCACAUCAGGAAGGUGAUGCUGGUGAUUGACGCUGCAGUGACCAAUGUGGAGGACCUCGCCUCGCUGGAGGAGUACCUGGCUGGCCUGGGCAAGAAGCACCGGGUUGUGGGUGUGAAGCUCAGCUCCUUCUCGACGGUGGGUGAGUCGCUGCUCUACAUGCUGGAGAAGUGCCUGGGACCGGCCUUCACACCAGCCACGCGCAUCGCCUGGAGCCAGCUCUAUGGGGCCGUGGUGCAGGCCAUGAGCCGAGGCUGGGACAGUGAGUAAGAGGUGUUCCGGCGUGGCGGCCCCCAUCUCGAAGCAUGCCUGUCUGCUACUCUGUGUCAUUGUCAUCGGGGCUCCCCCAGGCCCCCGUGCACCCCCUUGAGCCGUGCUGGAGAGGCGAUGGAGCAGGGCUGGGCUCUCAGACCCCUCACUCUCAGCGGCAGACAGGGGUGGCAUUUCCUGCCGGAAAGGGCUUCAGCGUCCCUCAUCCCUGUCCACCGGCCUCUUCUCUGCUGCCUCCUCUUUCCUGCCUCCUCUCCCGCAUCGAAGGAAGAGAGGCUUGGCGGAUGAAGCAGGACUUUGAAAGGACAGGGCUCUUUUUCUGCCUGUGCACCCCUACGCUGAGGGGCAGGGGGUGGUGUGUGUGUGUCCUUCCUUCUCUGCCUGUCCAGGCCCACUAGUGUUGUCUACCCAGCGUAUUUAUAUUCUUAAAUGAGAAGGAAGCUUGAGCCGUCAUGGUGGGCUCCAGGCAGUGGGGCAGCAGUUGGAGAACUGCAGAGAAAGGGAAGGGGCCUGGAUCCAUGAUGGGGCUGAGCGAGGCCCCCAGGGGGUUGCUCGAGUGACCCCUGGCAGGAAGGUGCUCCUGUCUGUCGCAGUGUUUUCCUGUUCCCUAUUCAGCACUGCCAGUGGAAGCAUUCUUCUUACUGCUCUGUAGGGUCACAGCUGGCGUCCCUGAGUGGUACAAAGUGCUUGGCUGCUGGCCAAAAGGCUGGGGAUUCAGGCCCACCCAGAGGUGCCUCGGAAGAAAGGCCUGGUGAUCUGCUUCCAACAAAUCAGCUUCUGAAAGUCCUGUGGAGCGUGGUUCCCCUCUGACACAGAGUCAGGAUCCACUCUGUGGCAACUUGUCCUCACGGCUCAGGGUCCCCGGCAGCCAGUCAGGGGUGUGGCGGAAGGGCAAGCAAGGAGGAGGAAGAGCAGGAACUUUAUUCCUGAGGCUCUUCCUCACCUCCCCCUACUCCCACCCGGGCAGGGUCUUGCAUGCGCCCCUUGUCCUGCUGUUCGCACAAUGGUAGAAAAGAAGGCAGCGGGUUAUGCCUUACCCCACCCCAUGCCCUCCGCCCCUCUACCUGUGAUCCCUGCUGUGGUUGUGUAGAUUCGUGAAGAAUAAACCAGGCCUGUGUCCCAGACUGAGGGUUCCUGGAGCACUUGGCCUAGGCCCGCUGCAGCUACAGGGAAUGAAAAAUGGGCCCAGUGAGUCAUGGCCAGAAUCAGGGUGCUGGAAGGGAGAGGCUGGGGAAUGCCAGCAGCCAGGGCCGGGAUGGAGUGAGGGGCUUGUAGCAGACACGGGCUCGCGGGUCAGCAAAAUCAGCUCCACUGUCACUUGGCUAGCAUACUGCGGCUACGUUUCCCAGACUCCUUGCAGUGAGGUAAAGCCAUGUGACUGAGUUCCAGCCAUUAGGAUGUGUGUGUGGAAGUCCUGGUGGCCUCCUCCAGGACGGACUCCUGGCCCCCAAACUCCCAAGUGCUCCACCAUGCUCUGUCCUCCAUCGGCCAGCUUGAUGCAGACCUGACGGUGGCCUAGAGGGUCCCAUGUUGAUUGCGGCAGAGUCACUGGGGAGGGCCCCUGGAUCACUGUGUGGAGGGGGGUGCCUGCAUCUCGGAUCAUCUGUUUUGAACUCUGCAGGAAAGAGAAAUCCACUGCUGCUGUCUUAGGCCAGGAUACGUCUGAGGGCUUAUUUGUUACAACAGCCAGUUUUACCUAUUCUCAUCUAGAGAUGGAAGCUGUUCUGUCAGGGGGUCUGGGAGCCCCCAGGCUGGUGGACGAGAUAGGCUCAAGAGUUAGCAACGAGUCAGGUGUCUGGACAGCAGUGUUGGGCACUGUGAUAGGUAGGCUUAUUAUGCCAAUCUGGCCAAUAGGAACAUGUGGGAUUAAUAAGGUCGAAGUUUGGUUGGAGGGCAGAGAUGGAUGGCUCAGCAAGCCCUGUCUCUUCUCUCUCUCUUGCUCUCUGGUGAUUGGACCAGCAUGUGGCUGCUUUAGCUAGU